UUAGAGUCUUUCAAGUGGUAUUUGUUGUUGUUUUUCCACGUAAGUGUAUGGGGCGACUGCAGUGGAUAGUUGUGAAAUUGUGAACACGAGAGGUUGUCGUUAAAACAUCUCAAAAGACAGUCCACUUAAAUCGGAGACAUCAAGCGGAGGAGACCAUGUCGUCCGACAACGCUGCGGGGCCUCCGUGCUGCCUCUGCGGCCCCACGUGCCCGCUGGUACUUGUGGCCGUCCUGGGGGUGUGGGCGGCGUGGUACUGGCGAGACAAGCGCCGGGUGGCCGGCGCGACGGGCCGCUGGGUGCUCAUCACGGGCUGCGACUCGGGAUUUGGGCGGGCGCUGGCCAGGCGGCUCGACGCGGUCGGCCUGCGCGUCGUGGCGGCGUGCCUGGGCCCUGCCGGCGAGGAGGAGCUGAGGAGGUCGUGCUCGUCGCGCCUCGUCACGCUGCGUCUCGACGUCACGGACCCCGAGAGCGUGCAUGCCGCGGCCCGGCGGGUGCGGCAGGAGGUUGGCGAGCAGGGCUUGUGGGGCUUGGUCAACAACGCUGGCCGCAGCAUCCCCAUCGGCCCUAACGACUGGAUGACGACGGACGACUACCGCAGAGUGCUGGACGUCAACCUCCUGGGCAUGGUGGACGUCACGCUGCAGAUGCUGCCCCUGGUGAAGCAGGCUCGGGGUCGGGUCGUCAACGUGGCCAGUAUUCUAGGGCGGGUGUCCAUCGUGGGCGGUGGGUACUGCAUCUCCAAGUUCGGAGUGGAGGCCUUCUCCGACACCCUCAGGCGCGACAUGCGUGCGUUUGGGGUGAAGGUGUCCAUCGUGGAGCCGGGGUUUUUCCGUACGGCUGUCACUGACAAUUCCCUCCUCGAGGAGGAUCUGAGGAAGCGCUGGGCACAGCUGCCAUCUGUGAUGAAGGAAGAUUACGGCAGCGACUACCUCGACAAAUACAUGUGGCUGCAGAAAUCCAUUCUGGCUCGGCUGUGCGACGGUGACCUCUCAAAGGUCACCUGGUGCAUGGAGCAUGCCCUAGUCGCCACUCACCCACGCACACGGUACGGCGCGGGCUGGGAUGCCAAAAUCGUUUGGUUGCCGAUCUCCUAUCUCCCAACUUUCAUGACCGACUUUCUGCUGGCAAUGAUUCUGCCGCGUCUCGCCGUGGCCACAAAAGUAAGGCCCUGAACCGGAGCAGCGCGAGCUCCACGAGAUGUUAACUACCUCGCCUGGUAUACAAGAGGUCGUGGGUUUGAUCCCGACCCUGACGCCUGUUGCAUAUUUGGAGUUUGCAUGUUCUCUCUUUCUGUGGUGGCGUGCAUCUUUUUCUGGGUCCUCCAGUUUUUCCCUCCACAUUAUUUGGGUGCUAUAAAUUUCCAUAUAAGCCGCUUCAUUGAGCUUUUGUUUGUGUCGAGUGUGUUGUGCCGCUACCUUGCGUGUCCAGUGGUACCCUCGCAUGGAACGAUGGAUUGGUUUGUCGCAGAUUUAAGUAAAUCUUUCGCGUUUGCAUGAUGUUUGGGUGCCUCGCCAGAAGAUCCACAAGUCAUCGCUACUGAGCAAAACCGAUCUUAAAAUGUGCACGUAUAAAUUACUGUGCUGUAAAUCAAUCCCAUCGUGUAACCGACCCUUUAAAGUGGAAACGUCGCUUAAUAUUUUAAAAUGAAUUGAUAUUAAAAUGAAUAAACGUUAUCCAUUGUUGUACUGUACUUCUUUGCACCCCAGCCUUCGCCAACCCAUCUCGCCAAAUGGUGGCGAGAUGUUAACUGCUUUGCUUGUUAUACAGGAGG
Messenger RNA from Petromyzon marinus (sea lamprey), 1771 nucleotides. Its product is annotated as retinol dehydrogenase 5-like. NCBI's taxonomy places the organism in Eukaryota, Metazoa, Chordata, Hyperoartia, Petromyzontiformes, Petromyzontidae. Gene Ontology annotation, cellular component: intracellular membrane-bounded organelle. Gene Ontology annotation, molecular function: oxidoreductase activity. The record is from RefSeq and is a predicted model, not a curated record. Gene Ontology annotation, biological process: steroid metabolic process.